UAUAAAUGAUGAGGAUGUCAGACUCAGAGUCAGACGUAAAUCAUGAACUGAGUUACGGUACGGUACCAAACUAAAAUGUUGAAUAAAUGGAUAUGGAUCGGGCUUACUUAUGCCUUCCUUUCAGUUGGUAAUAGCAAUGCAAGUGAAGCCAAGAAUACCUCUGAUAUGUGGAUGGGUCCAGUCGGAUGGGAGUGGAUGUGGCUAGCAGUUGCUGCAGUGAUUGGAAUAUUUAUCUUUCUUGGACUCAGAAAGAAGGGUCAAGGGUUACAUGUAAAAUGCAAAGAUGAUCAGACUAUAUCCAUAUCAACAUCAAAUGAGAUAUCUUCACUUUAUAUAAUAUCAAACGUAAAGAUAUUCUAUGGAACUCAAACUGGUACAGCAAAGGACCUUGCAACUCAACUAGCUAAAGAUAUCCCUAGCCCAGUGAAGAAAGAUGUGAUUGAUCUGAAGGAGUUUGACCCAGAGAAACAUGUUUUAUUAGAUCAAGAUGAUGAGACAUUAUGUGUGUACAUCCUAUCUACCUAUACGGAUGGUGAGCCUCCUGAGGGUGGGGCAUGGUUCUAUCGAUGGCUUCAUGAAUCCGUCAAUGAUUUUAGAGUGCCAAGAACUUUACUCAAAGGACAUAGAUUCGCUGUCUUUGGACUUGGGAAUUCACUUUAUCAGGAUCAUUAUAACACAGUCAGUAAAAAUGUACAUCAAUGGCUGACAGACUUGAGUGCCAGGCCAUUCCUCCCAAGAGGAGAAGGGGAUGGCAAUGUUGCAGCAGGCAAGCAUGGUGGUACUGAGGCGGAUUUUGCUGCAUGGAAAUCUGAUUUUCUUCAGGCUGUAGUAAAGGGCAAUGGAACUGGUGAUAAUGCAUGCAGUUGUAAUCAAAAUGGAACAUGCCAGUCGAUAAGCAAAGGUCAAAUGUCAUUGAAGCAGAACACUGUGGAUCAAGGUCUUGUUAAUGAUGAUGAGGAGAAGGCUGAUGAUGGUUUGGACAGUGACCAGGAAGAUCCUGAUGAGAUGGAUGUCAUUGAUGUUGAAGACCUGGGAUCAGUCAUGAACAAGAUGAAGAAUGCCAAGGCCAUGAAUGGAGUAAAACAAAGCACUGAACCAAAGGAAAUGGUCACGCCUACCAUCAGGAAAAAUCUUACAAAGCAAGGUUAUCGAAUCAUUGGUUCUCAUUCAGGAGUGAAGUUAUGUAGAUGGACAAAGAGCAUGCUUCGUGGUAGAGGUGGAUGUUACAAGCAUACAUUCUAUGGUAUUGAGAGUCAUCGAUGCAUGGAGUCCACACCCAGUCUAGCAUGUGCUAAUAAAUGUGUCUUCUGUUGGAGACACCAUACAAACCCAGUUGGUACGGAGUGGAAAUGGCAAAUGGAUGAUGCUGAAACCAUCGUAGAGGGAGCCCUAAAGAACCACUAUAACUUGAUUAAACAAUUCAAAGGAGUUCCAGGGGUAAAGCAAGAAAGAAUGAUUGAAGCGAUGAGGGUGCAACAUUGCGCCCUAUCACUGGUAGGAGAACCCAUCAUGUACCCUAAGAUCAAUCGUCUUGUAGAACUACUCCAUAAGGAAAAGAUCUCCACCUUCCUUGUUACAAAUGCUCAGUUUCCUGAUGCAAUCAAGAAUCUGCUACCAGUUACUCAGUUGUAUGUGAGUGUUGAUGCUAGUACAAAGGAAAGCUUGAAGAAAGUAGAUCGCCCUCUAUUUAGAGACUUCUGGCCAAGGUUCCUUGAUAGCUUGAAAGCCCUUUCUGAUAAGGGCCAGAGAACGGUAUAUCGUCUUACUCUAGUCAAGGCAUGGAACGAUGAGGAGAUACAGUCCUAUGCAAACCUUGUACAACUCGGCAAACCAGAUUUCAUUGAGGUCAAGGGUGUAACCUACUGUGGUGAAUCUAAAGCUAGCACACUGACCAUGCAGAACAUCCCUUGGCAUGAGGAAGUUGUUCAUUUUGUACAGAAACUCAUGGACCUUCUACCAGAGUAUGAGAUAGCUAGUGAACAUGAACAUUCAAACUGUGUUCUGGCAGCUAAUACAAAGUUCAAGAAGGAUAGUGAAUGGUGGACUUGGAUCGAUUACCCACAAUUCCAUGCGCUGAUGGCUGAAUAUGAUGCGAGCGAGGGAAAGAAAACAUUCACGGCAGAGGACUAUAUGGCAAAGACCCCUUCAUGGGCUGUGUACGGGUGCAAAGAGCAAGGUUUUGAUCCGCAGGAGACUCGAUUUUACAGGAAGGGAAAGAAGAAGGAUAUGGGUGGAUGCUGAGCUGUCAAGUCUUAUAGAUAAAGAUUCAAUGUUGAAGUUAAGAAGCAGAAAGAAAGGAAAUACCAGAGGCAUUGACUAGGAGUAUUCAGAUGCAAAGUUAGUUACAGUGAAACAGAUAAUACCUUGUCAAGUAUGAAACAAAAUAAGGUAUGUCAUUUCAUGAUCAGGUUUAACUAAGUUGGGCAAACACUGUGCUUGUUUUCUGUGGAAUACUUGCCAAGGACAAAAACUAGUGUUUUGUUCAGAGGAGACCUGAUUCUUCAGGAAAAGAAUUUAGUGGAUGGUGAAUUUGGAAGUCAUAAGCAAUUUCUAGCUAGGAAAUAAAAUUGGACUUUCAAUUGAUGAUGGAAUAAUAAGGAUUGGUUGGGUCUACAUGGUCUUUAAAGGGAGAAGGCCUAUCUGUUGAACGCUAUCAAUGUCAUCUUGGCAUUAUUCCUUAGUUUUAAACACAUGUGCAGAGUAUUAGUUACCUAAUUAAGACUAAAAACAUUUUAAACAAUAACAUCAGACUGCAUCAGGAUAGAUCAAGGUAUAAAAUUAGGGCUAAAUUAUGCCGAAAAUGUUUCUUUCUGCAUUUCCAUUCUGUCUUAAGUAGAAAUGCAGUGUUCCAUGGGAUGGGUUUCUGGAACAUUGAUGCAUUGAAAAGUACAUUCUAAGCUAUGUAUUUUGAUGUUUCCAACAACUAAAAUGCUGUCUCUGUGUUAUAGAUAUUGUACAACAUUGGUUUCUGAACUUCAACCAAUGAAAUAAAAAGUUAGAAGGAUGAGCUUGUAUUUUCUCCAUUUUCCUGUCUGACGCCGCCAAUAUUAAUCAUGUCUCUAGUAAAGAAGAGACUGCCACAGAUGGGACUCUAAUUUUUAAGAUUGCUUGGGCCUACUACAGCCAAAAAACUGUUUACAAGACACAUUGUUGAAUUUGGGCAAUGAAAUUAAGUUUUACAGCAUGCCUAUCAGUAUCUUCUAUUGGUUGACUUUAUUCAUGUAAGAUAUGACUUUGAAUAUUUUAACUGAGCAGAGUAUGAUCUUGAUUGGCAAACUCAGUGGCUCAAUGAGAUAACUUGAUUAUUCUCACUGAAACUCCUGUAUUGGAACUAAUUCAUGAUAUUUGAUGGUCAAGAAUAUUGAUCUAACAGAACUAGUACCUCAUUACAAGCAUCAAUAUUGUUUUCUAGUAGUUGGUUAAAACACUCCUAAUUUAUAUGGUUAACCAAUACUCAUAUGACCUAAAAAAAUUUGUCAAAACCUUCAUCAUCAUUAUAUCAUAUCUUUCACCUUCUUGAUUGAUAAGUUCAUUUUGAAUGAAGGGCAAAAAAGAAUCUGAAGAGGUGGCUUGCAGAUUGAUUUUGCCAGGUUUUAUAACCAAUAUUGCUUGUUGGAAGCAAGCAAGGUCAUACUUAUCAUGACAAUUUUUUUGUGAAGACUAUGAAAGUUUUUUGUGUGUGUGCAAAAUCAUAUAUUUUCAUUCAAUUUUACAUAUUGACAUAUCACUUGAAAAUAUGGCUGAAUAAAAACAUGUGAAUGCCGUUCAAAUGACAGUUAAACACGUAAAUUUAUUCCUAUUUUGACAGCCAUUGACACUAUAGAGAAAAAAGACUUCCCCAGAAGUUGCCAAAAUUACACAUUUCACAUCUUUACAUCCAUGAAAAUGAAAUGGUCAUCUGUUUUCAAUAUACCUUGAAAUUAUUUUGAUUAAGUUACAAACCUUCUUCUAUCUUGACUCUGAAAGAUCAUUUUUAGUUGAUAUCACAUGAGAUCUUACUAUAAUGCAUGUCUGCAUGUGGAAUAGAAUGCCAAAUUCUCUCCAAAUAUCAUACCAAUGGAUGAGCCAUGAAUAAGUUAUUGGAUCAUUGAUAUUGAACUUUAUGCCUUUAGUGUCCUUUUCUCAACUUGAAAAAGAAAAAUCAAGAUGGAGUCAAAAGGCAGGUAAAUCAAUGAAGUUUUGCUUUACCCAUAAUGCAACACGAUUCUAUCUUGAAGGUGAUACAAUCUUUAUCUGUACCCACGGCCUGCUAGUUAACCCUUAUCGCCCAUUUAUUAAUAACCUUUUUCAAAAUGAAUGUAAUGACUUGGGCCUACUCGAAAGGAAAGCAUUUUGUUGAAGUCUGUUUUGCAUUUUAUUAUGAUAAUGUUCAUAUCAUUGUGCAUAUAUUUGUGAUGCAAAAAAUAAUAAUCAUUAUAUUAAUCUAUAAAAAGUAUGUUCUACUUUCUGUGCCUUGAUAUGAUGAAUUAGUGUUAAAGCAGUGAUAGAUUGAUUGUGUAAAAUUAUUGUAUGAAAUGUGAAAUAUUUUUAUUUUCUCUUCAUUACAACGUGAAUCAAAGUUGGAUUCCUUCCUGAACAUGUGUAAUGGUUAUCAUUGUGACCUACUGUUAUUCAAUAAACAGUUUCCUUGCUAUCAAUUCUGCAAGAAUUAAGAUAAAAUUCAUGCAAUUAAUUACAAAAGAAUAAGCGAGUGAAUGUACCAACUUUCUCAUUUUCAUAUGAAUGUGAUGUGCAUAAUAUUGUUUUUUUGAAAGAUAAACAAAAAUUAGAGAAUUCAUAACUUUCUUAAUUACAUCUGAUUUUGAUGAAAUUUUCAGUGUUAAUGCUUGUUUGAUUUCUCUUCUUUUUUAAAUUCAAAUCAAUGUUUUGUUGGAUUGGACUUGCCCUUUUUUAAUUGAAACACAGGGGAAAUGUUUUAUUAUACAGAGGGAAAAAUGCUUUUUAUGAAAUGAUAUUUUGAAAGUUUAAAAAUUCUUGUAUACUUUUAUGAUCCUAAAAUAAGCAACUUUGCUUCAUAUUGUACCCUUUUCAGAGACAUCUUAUGUAUCCUGGAGGAGUCUUCUAUAUUAUUCUUGUCUCUUGAAACAAUUAUUUCUAGAAAGUGCCACAAGAACAUGUGCCUAUAACAUUCUCUUUAUAUGCAUUUGCUGUCAUGUUGUGUGUAAUAUAUAAUAUUACUCAUAUUAGGUAUAAAACCAACUUAUUUCCAUCAUACAGGUUACUCUGCCUUAGUCAAAUAUCUAUGGACCCCAGAAGUCUGUUCAACCAAGGAGAAUUUUGACUUAAAAGAUGUUAUUAACACACGUUUUGCAUAUUCUGGUCUAUCAAUAAAUUGUGAGCAAUUUAUGGUCAUUAUUUGGGAAUCCCACUACAGGAAAGCAACAUUUCAAGUAAGGUUGAUAUCGUAUUUACAUCUUAACAUUCAAAAAAUGAAUUUUGCUAAAGAUGCAGUCACUAUUUGUUCAGGUAGUUUAAGACCUGAUCAUCAUGAGCACCUUGAAAAAAAAAGCUGUGCACACAAUUUUAAUGGCCCAGCACAAAGACUUAGAAUGAUUUAUUUAUUUUAAAUGCUGUAAAUUAUUACACCCUUUGAUGGAAAUUAACAGAAUGUUCUUUCAUCGAAGGAGGCCCCUGUUUCAUAAAACUUGUUACCAAUGACAAGUCUCUAGCUAAUGUUAUAAGCUACUGAAAUGGUGCCAUAUGAUUGAUAGACAGCAAAUUCACCAUCAAAUUUUUCGAUUUGUAACCAUUUAGUUUUAUGAAACAGAAUUAUUGUACUGCAAUGAUGAAAUAGUCAAUGAGAAUUUUCUAAAUAUGUGGUAUGAUGUGGUUUUUAUUUCUUUACAUUAUGUGUCAACUAAUUCAGAUGAAAAUGCAGGGAUCAAUGGAAUUAUUCCAAUGAUGAAAAAUGAAGUUACAUGAUGGGAAAAAGAACCGGUUGGUCAGUGUAAGAGAGGAAUAUAUAAUUGUCGAGACAAUUAGUCAUAUCCUUUUUUUUAAGUUUGCUAGAUGGGCCUCGAAAAAAAUCUGAGAGUCAAAGUGGUCCUCGAGUAAAAAAAGGUUGAGAAGCACUGGUUAUGCUAUAGUCACAAAUAAGUUUAUGAAUACCAUACGAACGGAUGACCAUGUAUUGCUAUGUAUAAAAAUCGUUUGUAAAGGUAUUUGCAACCGUAGCUUUAAUCAUGAUUUGAAAGUUAAUGAAACUAUAAUACCCUAAUAUGUAAUAUCAUGCUUAUUUUUAUUCUUCUUUGUUUUUGUAAAAAUAUCUCCAUUUAUGGAUUCAUAAGUAAAUUGAUAAUUUAAGUGUGUACAUUUAUUCACUGACAUAUUUUCCAUGAAUAAAUUAUGGAGAAAAGUCUAAACAUUUCGAGUUGUAUACUUGUUCUUGAAAAUUUGAAAUUUUCCAGCUGGUUUGCUAUGCUCCCUUUUAAAAAUAAUUGACACACCUUGAAAAGAUAGAAUUACAGCCUCCCCCCCCCCCCCCCGAUUCUGUCUCCUUGCUCCCCUUGAAUGAAGCACAAAAAUUGCACGCACUGUUUACAUGUAGAUGAAAAGACUCUAAAAUACAUUAAUAAAGUUUGAAUAUGAUUUUUUGAGCUCACUCGCAGCUCUAUCUCUCA
Messenger RNA from Lytechinus pictus (painted urchin), 6620 nucleotides. Its product is annotated as S-adenosyl-L-methionine-dependent tRNA 4-demethylwyosine synthase TYW1-like. The transcript is spliced from 17 exons. Gene Ontology annotation, molecular function: 4 iron, 4 sulfur cluster binding; FMN binding; catalytic activity. Gene Ontology annotation, biological process: wybutosine biosynthetic process. The coding region runs from base 76 to 2241 and encodes 721 amino acids. Lineage: Eukaryota; Metazoa; Echinodermata; Echinoidea; Temnopleuroida; Toxopneustidae. The record is from RefSeq and is a predicted model, not a curated record.